This is a messenger RNA of Asparagus officinalis (garden asparagus), 1953 nucleotides long. RefSeq names its product asparagine synthetase [glutamine-hydrolyzing]. Lineage: Eukaryota; Viridiplantae; Streptophyta; Magnoliopsida; Asparagales; Asparagaceae. The coding region runs from base 83 to 1855 and encodes 590 amino acids. The transcript has 13 exons. Gene Ontology annotation, cellular component: cytosol. Gene Ontology annotation, molecular function: asparagine synthase (glutamine-hydrolyzing) activity. The record is from RefSeq and is a predicted model, not a curated record.
UAAUUCUCACUUCCACUAAAAAGUACCUCUGCUUGCACCUUUUGAGAGAGAGGGAGAGAGAGAGAGAGAGAGAGAGAGGAUCAUGUGUGGGAUACUUGCAGUGCUCGGUUGCUCCGAUGACUCUCAGGCGAAGAGGGUUCGAGUUCUCGAGCUCUCUCGCAGGUUGAAGCACAGGGGCCCAGAUUGGAGCGGGCUUUGCCAACAUGGAGAUUGUUUCUUGUCUCAUCAGAGAUUGGCGAUCAUUGAUCCCGCCUCUGGUGAUCAACCCCUGUACAACGAGGACAAGUCCAUCGUUGUCACGGUAAACGGAGAGAUUUACAACCACGAAGAGCUAAGGCGACGCCUGCCUGAUCAUAAAUACAGAACUGGAAGCGACUGUGAAGUCAUCGCUCAUCUGUAUGAGGAACACGGAGAAGAUUUCGUCGAUAUGUUGGAUGGAAUGUUCUCCUUCGUUCUAUUGGACACCCGAAACAAUUGCUUCGUUGCGGCAAGGGAUGCAGUGGGAAUAACCCCCCUCUACAUUGGCUGGGGAUUAGACGGCUCUGUUUGGCUCUCGUCGGAAAUGAAAGGAUUAAACGAUGACUGCGAACAUUUUGAAGUAUUUCCACCUGGAAACCUGUACUCAAGCAGAUCAGGCAGCUUCAGAAGAUGGUAUAAUCCUCAGUGGUACAAUGAGACUAUCCCUUCGGCCCCCUAUGAUCCUCUUGUUCUGAGGAAAGCUUUUGAGGAUGCUGUUAUAAAGAGGCUGAUGACUGAUGUGCCAUUUGGGGUUCUGUUAUCUGGUGGCCUCGAUUCCUCGUUGGUCGCCGCUGUUACUGCUCGGCAUCUUGCAGGAAGUAAAGCUGCAGAGCAAUGGGGAACUCAGCUCCAUUCUUUCUGUGUUGGCUUAGAGGGAUCACCAGAUCUCAAGGCUGCAAAAGAGGUUGCAGAGUAUCUGGGUACUGUCCACCAUGAGUUUCACUUCACAGUUCAGGAUGGAAUUGAUGCCAUUGAGGAUGUAAUCUUCCACAUUGAAACGUACGAUGUGACAACAAUCAGGGCAAGCACUCCAAUGUUCCUCAUGGCCAGAAAAAUCAAGUCCUUAGGAGUAAAAAUGGUGAUCUCAGGCGAAGGCUCGGAUGAAAUCUUUGGCGGGUACUUGUAUUUUCACAAAGCACCUAACAAAGAAGAAUUCCAUCACGAAACAUGUCGAAAGAUCAAAGCUCUGCAUCAGUAUGACUGCCUCAGAGCCAACAAAGCAACAUCAGCAUGGGGGCUGGAAGCUCGAGUGCCAUUUUUAGACAAGGAGUUCAUGGAUGUUGCUAUGAGUAUAGAUCCUGAAUCGAAAAUGAUUAAGCCUGAUCUCGGGAGGAUCGAGAAGUGGGUACUGAGGAAAGCUUUUGAUGAUGAAGAGAAUCCCUAUCUUCCAAAGCAUAUUCUCUAUAGGCAAAAGGAGCAGUUCAGUGAUGGUGUUGGAUAUAGUUGGAUUGAUGGGCUGAAGGCUCAUGCUGCAAAACAUGUAACUGAUAGAAUGAUGCUGAAUGCAGCACGUAUUUACCCCCACAACACACCAACCACAAAAGAGGCUUAUUACUACAGAAUGAUCUUUGAAAGGUUCUUCCCUCAGAACUCGGCGAGAUUGACUGUCCCUGGAGGUCCAAGCAUUGCUUGCAGCACGGCGAAGGCUAUCGAAUGGGACGCUCGCUGGUCGAACAAUUUGGAUCCGUCGGGGAGAGCAGCUCUCGGCGUCCAUGACUCUGCCUACGAUCCUCCUCUUCCUUCUUCGAUUUCUGCAGGAAAAGGAGCUGCAAUGAUCACUAACAAGAAGCCGAGGAUUGUGGAUGUAGCAACUCCGGGAGUUGUUAUUAGUACCUGAUGUUGGUUUGGUUUGGUUUGGUUUUGAUGUACAAGUUAAAAUAAAUGUGUGGGGCGUUGUAUUUUGGAUGGAGGGUACUAAAGCGUGUAAUUUGCUGA